This is a messenger RNA of Trifolium pratense (red clover), 2463 nucleotides long. RefSeq names its product beta-galactosidase 7-like. The transcript has a single exon. Gene Ontology annotation, biological process: carbohydrate metabolic process. The record is from RefSeq and is a predicted model, not a curated record. Bases 1 to 2463 code for a protein of 820 amino acids. Gene Ontology annotation, molecular function: carbohydrate binding; beta-galactosidase activity. Gene Ontology annotation, cellular component: vacuole; cell wall. NCBI's taxonomy places the organism in Eukaryota, Viridiplantae, Streptophyta, Magnoliopsida, Fabales, Fabaceae.
AUGAGUUAUUCAUCUUUUACUAGCAUUUUGUUAUUCAAUCUUAUUCUGUUGUACUCAUGCUUUGCCAUUGAUGUUGAUUAUGAUUCAAAAGCUCUCAUUAUCAACGGAGAAAGGCGUCUUAUAUUUUCCGGUGCAAUCCAUUAUCCAAGAAGCACCGUGGAGAUGUGGCCCGACCUUAUUCAAAAAGCCAAAGAUGGUGGCCUUGAUGCCAUUGAAACUUACAUAUUUUGGGACGUUCACGAACCUGUUCAGCGCGAAUAUAAUUUCUCGGGAAAUUUGGAUUUUGUCAAAUUUUUCAAACUUAUUCAAGAAGCUGGACUGUAUGGCAUUAUACGGAUCGGUCCUUAUGUAUGUGCUGAAUGGAACUACGGAGGGUUCCCAUUGUGGCUUCACAACAUGUCUGGGAUCAAGCUAAGAACUGAUAAUCCAGUUUAUAAGAACGAAAUGCAAAUUUUUACCACAAAGAUCGUUGACGUGGCAAAAGAAGCGAAUUUGUUUGCAUCACAAGGUGGACCGAUUAUUCUAGCUCAAAUUGAGAAUGAAUAUGGUGAUAUCAUGUCGCAUUACAACGAUUCAGGGAAGGUAUAUAUUAAUUGGUGUGCUCAAAUGGCUCUAGCACAAAAGAUCGGUGUUCCAUGGAUCAUGUGUCAGCAACCUGAUGCUCCGCAACCAAUCAUCAAUACUUGCAAUGGACAUUAUUGUCACAAUUUUCAACCCAAUAAUCCAAAAAGUCCUAAAAUGUUUACUGAAAAUUGGAUUGGUUGGUUCCAAAAAUGGGGUGAAAGGGUUCCACAUAGAACUGCUCAAGAUUCAGCUUUCUCAGUUGCGCGAUUUUUCCAAAAUGGUGGUGUAUUAAACAAUUACUACAUGUACCAUGGAGGAACUAACUUUGGUCGUACGUCAGGUGGACCGUAUAUAACAACAUCAUAUGACUAUGAUGCACCGAUUGAUGAAUAUGGAAAUUUGAAUCAACCAAAAUGGGGACAUCUUAAGGACCUUCAUGCAUCAAUUAAAUUAGGUGAAAAAGUUCUUACAAAUUAUAGCACAAGGAACGACAAGGAUCUCGGCAAUGGAAUCACACUAACAACAUACACUAAUUCCACUGGUGCAAGAUUUUGUUUCUUGAACAACAAUGACACUAACAAUGAUGCAAAUGUUGAUUUGCAAAAUGAUGGUAAAUAUUUUGUCCCUGCUUGGUCUGUGACAAUUCUUAAUGGUUGUAAUCAAGAAGUUUUCAAUACUGCAAAGGUUAAUAGUCAAACAUCAAUAAUGGUGAAAAAGAGUGAUGAUGAUAAUAAGCUCACUUGGGAGUGGAAAAUGGAGCCAAAGAAAGACACCAUGCUUGGAAAUGGAAGUCCUAAAGCAUAUCAGCUUUUGGAGCAGAAGGAGGUAACAUCGGAUGCUAGUGACUAUUUAUGGUACAUGACUAGUGUUGAUAUCAACGACACUUCAAUUUGGAGCAAUGCAACUCUCCGUGUGGACACGAUGGGUCAUACACUUCAUGGCUAUGUUAAUAGGAGGUAUGUCGGAUACCAAUUUAGUCAAACGGGAAAUCAGUUCACUUAUGAAAAACAAGUUUCUUUGAAGAAUGGAACAAACAUUAUAACUUUGCUUAGUGCUACAGUUGGGCUUGCAAAUUACGGUGCAUGGUUUGAUGAAAUAAAAGUCGGCAUAUCAGGAGGUCCUGUUCAAUUGAUUGGAAAGAAUAAUGUGACUAUGGAUUUGUCAACCAAUUUUUGGUCUUAUAAGGUUGGUUUGAAUGGUGAGAGAAGGCGUCUAUAUGAUUCGCAAUCGCAACCACAACCACAUGGUGCAUCAUGGCGCGCUAUUCCUAUUGGACAACCUAUGAUUUGGUAUAAGGCAGAGUUUAAAUCUCCUUUAGGAACAAACCCGGUUGUGGUGGACUUGCAAGGCUUAGGUAAAGGACAUGCUUGGGUGAAUGGUCAUAGCAUUGGUCGUUAUUGGUCUUCUUGGAUUACACCUUCCGAUGGAUGUAGCAACACGUGUGAUUAUCGUGGAAACUAUACCCCGGAAAAAUGCAAAACCAAUUGUGGAAAUCCAUCACAAAGGUGGUACCAUGUGCCAAGGUCAUUCAUGAAUGAUGGCUUGAACACAUUGGUUUUGUUUGAAGAAAUAGGUGGAAAUCCUCUAAGUGUUCAGUUCCAAACGGUGACAACAGGAACUGUUUGUGCUAAUGUAUAUGAAGGUAAACAGUUAGAACUAUCAUGCCAAAGUGGACAAGUAAUUUCACAAAUCCAAUUCGCUAGUUUUGGAAAUCCAGAAGGUCAAUGUGGUUCUUUUAAGAAAGGCUCUUGGGAUGCUACAAAUAGCCAAGCUGUCAUGGAAGCUGCUUGCGUUGGAACAAACAGCUGUGGAUUUAGUGUGACCAAAGAAAUGUUUGGUGGCGCAACAAGCGCUAAUAAUAGUAGUAUAGCUAGAUUAGCAGUGCAAGUGACAUGUUAA